CUCAGAGAGUUACUUUGGCAAACUUCUCAUGUGUUUUUAAUUUAGGUUUUUAAAUAUUUCAGAAAUUCAAUGCUCUUACAUAAUUAAAAUUGUGCUAGUUUCUUGUUCAGGUAGAAACUAGAAACCGGUGACGAACACUAAACAGUCAACUCAGUUCCGUCCGUUUGAGUGAAUGGAUGGAGUCGACAUCUCUGCGAAUUCGAAGCUUCGAACAACUUCCUUCGCCUAUGGAGUUCGAGUCUUUGAUCGAAUCCUCUAACUCUCCCGCCGUUUUUAAAGGUUGCGUUAACGACUGGAAAGCUUUUUCCAAGUGGAAGCCCUCCAAUGGCGGUCUCGACUAUUUGCUGGAACGGGUAGGAUCAUGUGUUGUGGAGGCUAUGCUAUCUAAAUCUGCACCCGUCUUCUACGGUGAUCUUAGAAGCCAUGAGAGGGUUGCUUUACCAUUUUCUGAUUUCAUUGGUUUCUGCAAGCUACGUUUGCAAAAUGCUGAAGAUGGUGCCGGUAGUAGUUUCGAAUUGGAAAGCCAUGGUAUAACAGAGUCUGAUUCUGUUGAUGGGUGUUUGACCAAUGACGGUGUUGCUCAACAAAUAUACUUAGCACAGGUGCCAAUUCUGCACGUAGAAAGUGAAGAUAAGGUUCAGUUGGAAACACUGAGAGAAGAUAUUAAUACGCCUGUAUUUUUGAAGGAAAAGGUUUUAGCUUCUGUCAACUUGUGGAUGAACAGUGCUCAAGCUAGAUCAAGUACUCAUUAUGAUCCACACCAUAACCUUCUAUGCUUAGUUUCUGGCUGUAAACGAGUGCUUUUAUGGCCUCCUUCUGCCAGUCCCAUGUUAUAUCCUAUGCCUAUAUUUGGGGAGUCAUCAAAUCAUAGUUUGCUUGCUGUAGAAAAUCCAGAUUUGUUAGUUUAUCCACGAGCAAAAUGUUUAAUGGAGUACUCACAGAAGAUUAUUCUCCAUGCAGGUGAUGCCCUUUUCAUUCCCGAAGGAUGGUUCCACCAAGUGGAUAGUGAUGAUUUGACUAUAGCAGUUAACUUUUGGUGGCCGUCCAAUAUUAUGUCGGGCAUGUCAGAACAUAUGGAUGCUUAUUAUUUGCGAAGGAUAUUAAAAAGACUGGCAGACAAGGAAAUGAAUGAAGUCCUGUGUAAGUUAUCAUCUUCAGAGAUACAGAAUAUGAAGAGGCAUACAUGUGCACUGCCUAGUAGUGGGGAAGCAGGUUCUAGCUCCGGUGAAUUGAAUUUGGCAUGUGGAAGAAAAGGUUUCAAAGGAAGAGAGCUGGAGCAGAAAACUAAGUUGAAUGAUCUGGAAUCACAUGCCAUUCAGGCUCUUCACGAGCUUGUUUCUUUAGUUCAUGAUCGCAUUAGCGCUGCAGAUUGUGGUGAACUUGUGCAAUCUGAACCAAUAAGAAGUUCUGCUGUUAGUGCUGAAGUUGAAAGUAAGAAAGCUACGAGAACUAAUUCUUUUUGCUUAGAAGAUGAUCCGGCCGCUAAAAUCCUGUGGAACCUUGAAGCAAGCACACUUGAAAGUGUCUUUCUUGCCAUGGCGUUUAACUUCCCAAGAACUCUAGAGGCUUUAAUACUUCACUUGCUUUCACCAGUAGCAGCAGAAGUCCUUACACGUAAAUUUGACGAGCUUGAUCAUCUGACCACUAAGGAAGAUCGGAACAAGUUCUACCAGGUUUUCUAUGGUGCCUUUGAUGACCAGUUUGCUGCAAUGGAUGCUAUUCUAAAUGGGAAAGAAUCAUUUUCGCUCCAGGCAUUCAAGAAUGUGCUGGACAAAUAUUUAGGAGUAAACUUCGUUGGGUCUUCAAUACCAGGGAUCAGAUGAAGUGUCUGUUGAGCCACAAAGUUGGUCCCUCUAGAAUCUUAAGGGAGCAAAUUAAUGCAUAUUUUCUGUAAACCUUUUCUUCUUUUAAAAUUAAUUCCAAUUUUGACUAUAACAGUAAUGCUGUAUGAGUCCUAACAUGUUUUUUUUUUCCUUUAGUUGGACAUACCUUGUAUGUUUUCAUGGAAACCAAUUUGAUACUUUAGUACUAGCUUUCUACAGCUAUUUUUUUUUUUUAAAUAAAUAAAUGAACUGAAAAUAUUUGAGGUA
Molecule: messenger RNA, 2090 nt
Organism: Cannabis sativa
Lineage: Eukaryota; Viridiplantae; Streptophyta; Magnoliopsida; Rosales; Cannabaceae
Product: lysine-specific demethylase JMJ31
Exons: 15
Coding region: 177-1823 (548 amino acids)
Molecular function (GO): 2-oxoglutarate-dependent dioxygenase activity
Source: RefSeq, a predicted model, not a curated record